Messenger RNA from Medioppia subpectinata, 264 nucleotides. The record is from the annotation of a GenBank genome assembly. NCBI's taxonomy places the organism in Eukaryota, Metazoa, Arthropoda, Arachnida, Sarcoptiformes, Oppiidae.
AUGUCUGUAAAUUGGGAGGCAAUAAAAUUACGACAAGCCGUACUGACCUCUACCGGCAAAUCAGUUUUGAAAACAUUGGUCGAGAGGGGACUGACUGUACGGUCCGAUAGGCGUUGGGACACAAGUUUAGAGUUGGAAACUGUUAGGGGAGACGACGGGACACAUGUCCGUACAUCUGACCGCCGGACCGAUAGUAGUGUCCGUCCCAUUCAAUUUCAUGCCAUACAAGACUUUUUAAAGGCCUGUGAUAAAUACACUAUAUAA